AUGAGUAGCAGCGAUAAAUUCCUUCUUCUGGACCCAAAGAACCUUCUCCCCAGCCAGUUUAUCCCAACCUUACUGGGACGUGUAUGCGACAGCCCAAAUCAGCCAUGGGCCAAUUACUUCCCUGAGGACCCCUCGUCUUUCUACAGCAGCACUGCGGCUCCCUUCCAUAUCAAGGCGCGGUCUACCUCCAUCCUUCUUGGCCGCAAUACUACGGCCUUUGCUCGUUUUCUCAUCGAAGACCUGUUGUCCGUGGAGAGGGAGAAGGCAAAGAAGCCCACCGCCAACUGGUUCGGGGAGCUAGCUCGCGUUUUCAACCUGCCCCAGGAGAGAGAAGUUCUCAGUAAGAUGCUGCUUGAUCCACAAUUCAAGGAGAAAGCAGAGCAAUGGCUCGACGACAGCAGGCACCUAUACAUGAUCACGGGGUUCGUGACUAUCGUCAAUGCCUCAUGCCAUGUUACCAAUUCCGAGACUUCCAGUGCUGGAUUCGACACAUCGAUCACAAAGGCGCUAGAAGCCGCCAUUCUUGGUGUUGGGGGCGUACCAGUGGAGCUACCGUCCAUCUCCGUCGAAUGGCGGAAUCAGAGCGACAAGUCGGUAGAUUGGAGCGCCACAUAUGCUGGCGAGUCGAUUAUUGCCAUUCGGUACCGUCAGCUGCAGCGUAAAGGGCUAAUUCUAGCCAGACUGCUUAAAGGCGAAAUCACGAUGAGAAAGAGUCUGGAUAUCCGAGGGUCGGAGGAUAUGAUGUUUGGGCCACAAGAUAAAAAGGACACCCAAGAGGUCAAGGAGUGGGAGGUCUGCAUGUCCGAUGGUUUAGAUGAUGACGAGAAGGGAGAAGUUGUCUUGUCACCGAGCUACGAGGUUGAGCUGCAAGCGAGGGACGGGAAUGUCAUGACAUCGCUGGGGCUUGAUUGA
Molecule: messenger RNA, 912 nt
Organism: Fusarium mangiferae
Lineage: Eukaryota; Fungi; Ascomycota; Sordariomycetes; Hypocreales; Nectriaceae
Exons: 2
Coding region: 1-912 (303 amino acids)
Source: RefSeq, a predicted model, not a curated record